Molecule: messenger RNA, 941 nt
Organism: Aedes aegypti (yellow fever mosquito)
Lineage: Eukaryota; Metazoa; Arthropoda; Insecta; Diptera; Culicidae
Product: MIT domain-containing protein 1
Exons: 3
Coding region: 211-927 (238 amino acids)
Source: RefSeq, a predicted model, not a curated record
UCAAAACAUUCAAUUCGAGCAAUUCGAGCAGUUUUGACGUAUCUCUCCAGCCGUCGGUUUCUUAUUGGAUUCAGCAUCAGCUGAUCGAUCAAAAAUAGUAAACAUUUUACCUAUCCCUGUGUCGAAGCGCUCAACAGUGUUGAUAAGCUGCACAAAGGCAUCCAACUCUAGUGAAAUCGAAUCUAGUUUGUAAUUUCAGCUGUGAUAAAAAUGGCCCAAAUGGCUAUCACAUUGCUCACGAGAGCAAUCGAAUACGACAUGAACGGAAGGAAAUUGGAGUCUCUCAAGUUGUACGAAGAUGGAAUCGAGGCACUGCUAAAGGAAUCCAAAGCGGAAACGGAUCCCAAGCGGAAGCAGCACUUUCAAGCCAAAAUUGUCGAAUACAUGAACCGAGCAGAGCAGGUGAAGGACCAGGUGACACGAUGGAAGAGCAGAGGGGAAAUACGGGACAAAAUGCACGUCGUCGAUGGCGCAACAGGUUACAGCUAUGGUCGCGUUUUUGGGCGCUACAUGACGGAUGAUGUGAAGGAAAUCUUGGUGGAAGAACCGUACGUGAGGGAACACCACCAGCUGUGUAAUUUGGUGAUGUUUAGCGAGCUGGCAGUGACGAGCUGUAAGAAUCUGAAGUUCAUCAAACUGUUGACGGUGCGAGAGCAGAAAAACAACGACGAACAGGGGCGGGCGUUUCAAACGUUGAAGGACAGUUUGAAGAAGCAAGGCGUCGAGUUCUUCGUGGAAUAUUCGGCGAAUAUGCACGAUCGUCAAGUGAUAUUGAGUAACGGAUUCAUCGUCAAAAUUGGACGAGGGUUAAACUAUUUUAAGCCAUCCCCUAGCAAAUACUGUCUUGGAGCUUUCAAUUACCACUUUCGAGAGUGCAGAGAAACAAAUAUUGAUGUAUUUUAUUGCCCUGAAAACGAUAAAGCAUAGAUUUCGAAAGUAAA